UUUUUUAUUAUUAUUUUUAUGUUUUGCUGUUUCUUUCUUUAUUACUGAAUUUGUUUUAUUCAUCAGGGCAUUGCUCUCAGUAAGUUUUAUGUCUAGGUUUAGGGUUCUUUUAUGUGUUCUGGGAAUUAGGGAAAUCUCUAAAUGCUUAUGAUUUGGGCUUCUUCCUUUUGGUUCGCAAGAAAGAAAGAUUGGGAGGAAGGAAGUUUCGAUGUUUGAAUAGUGCCCGUCAUGAACCUUGUGUUGUUUAUUGAACUGCCUUUUUUCACAAUCUUACCAUGUAAUUGGUCAGUCUUUUUCAUAUUUUCUGGCUUCUGGCUUUCAGUAAUGCCAUCUUUUGAUUGUCAUGAUUGUUUUGGGACUUUUUCCAUGUAGUUUUUCGGUGGAGUCCAUAUAAAAUGUUGUUAUGGCUUUUUAAAUUGCGGUGCAAAGUUAGGACACAUGAUGUUAUACACUUGAUCUCUGAACUUCAGGUAAGUUCACCUGUUGACAAGUUUAUGUGCUGAUGCCCUUUUCAUUGCACCUUGUAUUACAAGAUAACAUUUCCCUUUGUCUUUCUAGUCUUUUUGUUUUCUUCUUUUUAAGAGAAAUAAGUUGGAUGAUCUCUUUUGUGCCCUGGUGUGUGCCUUGUUGUGCAAAACCUGAACCCUUGAGCUGUCUAAAUGAUGAGGAAGAUGACCCCUAUAUCAUUUAUACGCAUGCAUAGGAGGAGCUUUUUCGUCUAUGUUUGGUAGAAUUUGUUGGGGGCCUGAUAGGCUGUGGUUUAUCUGAUGUUUACCCUGAUAUCUAAAUAAUCAUAUAAAAGAUUGCUAGGUCACUCAGAUUUUGUUUGUGUAUAUUAAAUAUUUUCUCCAGUAGCAUAUUAUACGCUUUUGCUAGAUACAUGGAGUGCGGAAUGAAGCUACAAAUGACUGUUGUUCAACUUGUGCUAUACAAAGUGCAUGUGUGCCACCAUUCACUAUGUAAAUAUGUAGAUUUGCUGAAAGAUGGAAAGGGUGAGAGCCAUUCAUGAGCAAAAACGUUGAUUGCAAAUACACAGAAUACACAUCCUGGAAUUGCCUGUUUCUAAGGGUGCACUUUAGUUUAUGUUAAAGGGCAACUAGGCAAUGUGAAUAGCCAUCUGGGUCAUUCUCUUUUUUGAUUCAUAUGCGUCCACCAGUUGCUAUUUUCGAUUACGUUUUCGUUUUUUUAUUUAGUGAAUAACUAUUUAAACUGAAUGACUGAUCUUAGGCCCUUGUUAAGUCCUUGGUUACAGUUGAUUCUUUCCAAUCUUUAGGUAAGCAUAACACAUUCGAUUACUAUCAUUGCUAGCAUCUUAUUGAUAAUGUGCAGGGAUGUUUUGAAGUGGACACAGCCUAUGGAUGAUGUCGUCAUUGAUGUGCUCUUGCACCAACAGAGCUUGGGAAACAGGGUUGAUAAGGUUUUCACUACGAUGGCAUAUGAGAAUAUGGUGAAUGAAUUGCAUGAAAAGAUUGGGAUGCCAAUUGAAAAGGUCACCUGAAAAAUUGUAUAAAAACUCUGAAGCAUAAUUUUAACAAGUUUUAUAACCUUUUCAAGGGCAGAGGCGGUUUUGCUUGGGGUCUGGACACUAAAAUGUGGACUGCUAAGCCUGAAUUAUGGAAAGCUCUAGCAAAGAGAAAAGGAGGAUGGAGCUAAAGGGGGUCAAUGGACCAGCUCAAUUGGCGGAGUAUUGUUUGAUGGUAUUCCUUUGCAAGAUGUAGUUGGUCUGACCAUGGAGGACAAUGACAUGAAUGAUACCAGUCAAGUCGUUUCUCAAGUGCCAUCCCAGUCUGCAACAUCGUUUAAAGGGAAAAAAUGAAAGGCUCCAGGAGUUGCAAGUAUUUCAGAGAGAGUUUAAAAGCAUAAGGGAAGCAAUUAAAGAUGUUGCAGGUGCAAUUAGUGAGGGAAAUGUUAUAUAGCUGAGAGAGGACGACCACGUGUUUACUACUCGGAGCAGGAAGUUUUUGCAGAAUUAGUGAACAUAGGUGUGGAUACACAGUUACGCCAUAAGGCUUACACUUUCCUUAUUGCAAACGCAGCGAGGGUGAGAGCCUUGUUUGGUUGCCCAGCUGAGGAGCGCAAGGAAUAUUUGUCGCAGAUGAUGUAUAGUUCUGAGGACUCAGCAUAUUAAAAAUUUAUUGGCUAGGUAGGGCGCACUACAGUUUCUUUCUUUUUUCCCUUGCGGAUGGGGGAGAGAUGUGUAUAUAAGGCGUUGGGGAAAGUAAGGGAUUGUACAUAAGAUGAAUGAUAUUCAGAUAGCAAUAAUUCUUUUGUUCAACGUUUCUCUAUUUGGCUACCUUAUGCAUAUGAUUACCUGCUACAUGGAAGUCAAAUGAAUACAUAAUUUAAAAAGGUAAAACUAAAUGGUUUGUGGAUUCCUUCGAUGAUGUAUUUAUAUCACGGCUUUGUAUUUGGUGUAGUAACAACGAACAAUCCUGGGAUUUCUUCAAUGGUUUUCGGGUUCCUUCAUGCAGGGGCAUCCAAACCAAUUGUUGACUUUGUUUUACCAAAUUGUAGCCUAAUGAUUGCCAAAAGAAAAAAGAGUUGCAGCCCAAUGACGACUAGGACGUCGGGUGUUGGAAGUGGCUUUUGCAUCUUAAGGCUCUUGGCGAGGCCUAGAUGAUUGGUUGGUGGGCUCCUCCUUAAUAGCUUUCCUGAUUGAUUCCUUCGUUCAACUUUCAAGUGACAGACAAUCGUACAUCCAAAACAAGCUGUCAGGUAAUAACCGCUGACGGAGAUAAACUGUUUGAGGAAAUUCGUGUUAGACAUUGAAUCAUAUGACCAUCCCUUCAUGCUGCGCAAGUUCCAUUCCAGAACGGUUAAAACAAAAAAUGGAUUGCAUGGUCUCAUCCAUUAGCCUACAUCCUGUCAUACCGUUGAAAAGAAAAGUAGUAAGGAGCAUUUCUGUAACUUCCAUGGCACAUCCCAACACAAGAAUUUGCUAUAGAAAGCUACCCAAGAAGAACCACCGUUAUCCGCGUCUCACCAAGCUUCCUCCUGACUUUGGCGUCAACUUAUUCUUGCAGGAGCCUAGAACUGGAACCGACACCGCCCCUGACACUCAACAAAUGGAUUCAAUUCCCCGUCGCAGCAAUGAAGAAGAAGAAGAAGAAGAAGAAGAAAGUGAGGGGAAGGAGGAAGAAGUAGAAGAUCAAGGGAAUUAUGUUGUUUGGGAAUCAGAUGAGGUCGAAGCCAUAUCGUCACUCUUUCAGGGAAGAAUUCCUCAGAAGCCAGGAAAAUUAGGCAGAGAGAGGCCUCUACCUCUCCCACUUCCUUACAAGCUACGGCCACUGGGAUCUCCUACGCCAAAGAAACACGUUAAAUUGACUUCUCCUGGGGUAAUCUCUUCUAGGGCGUCUGUAUCAAAACGGUUAUACAAGAACCCAAGCUUUCUUAUCGGCUUAGCCAGAGAGAUUAAAGACCUUGAUUCCGAUGAAGAUGUGUCUGCAGUUCUCGAUAAGUGGGCUCGUUUUUUGCGCAAGGGUUCGUUGUCAAUGACAAUUCGGGAAUUGGGUCACAUGGGUCUUCCACAACGAGCUCUGCAAACUUUCUGUUGGGCUCAGAAGCAGCCUCAAUUAUUCCCGGAUGAUAGGAUUUUGACUUCAACUGUUGAGGUCUUGGCAAGGAACCGAGAACUAAAAUUGCCAGUCAACUUGGAGAAGUUCGCUAGCUUGAGUAAUCGGAGUCUGAUUGAGGCGAUGGUGAAGGGGUUCAUCAAAGGUGGAAACUUGAACCUUGCUUGGAAGCUUCUUUCAGUUGCUAAGCAAAGUAAAAGAAUGCUGCAUCCAAGCAUUUAUGCAAAGCUAAUAUUGGAGCUUGGUAAGAAUCCAGAUAAGCACACGCUUGUAGAGGACUUACUGGAUGAUCUCGGAGAAAGGGAGAAUUUGAAUUUAAGUCAGCAAGACUGUACUGCCAUCAUGAAGAUUUGCAUUAGGCUUGGGAAAUUCGAGACAGUGGAGAGCUUGUUUAACUGGUUCAAACAAUCUGGGCGUGACACGACUGUGGUUAUGUACACAACCCUGCUUCAUAGUCGUUAUUCUGAGAAGAAAUACAGGGAGGCAUUAGCUCUGGUUUGGGAAAUGGAGGCCUCGGAAUGUCUCCUUGAUCUUCCUGCUUAUCGUGUAGCAAUAAAGGUUUUUGUUGCUCUGAAUGAUCUCUCUAGAGCUGUGAGAUAUUUUUCGAAACUGAAGGAAGCAGGUUUCUCUCCAACAUAUGACAUCUAUCGGGACUUGAUUAGUAUUUAUAUGUUUUCCGGGAGACUGGCCAAGUGUAAGGAGGUUUGCAAGGAGGCAGAGAUGGCAGGAUUUUCAUUGGACAAACAUACCUUAGCACAACUGUCACAACUUGAGAAAGAAAUGAGGUUAGGUUUAUGAAUAGGAGGUGUUUGCUUCACCAUUGUCAUGUUGAUAUCUAGAGUUAUUAGUCUCUUUAUAUCCAAUUUAAAGAUCUAAUCUUUUUAACUGUAUUGUAUAUAGUGAUUUAAAUCCAAUGAAGCUCAAGACAUAACACACAUGCCCUUGCCGGCAACCUGUGUUUUGGACAUGAAAGGAUUUGAAAAUGAAAAAACAAACCUACACCAUACAGGGAGGUUCCAUAAACCUUUUUAA
Molecule: messenger RNA, 4604 nt
Organism: Theobroma cacao (cacao)
Lineage: Eukaryota; Viridiplantae; Streptophyta; Magnoliopsida; Malvales; Malvaceae
Source: RefSeq, a predicted model, not a curated record